UCUUUGUCUCAGUUGUCAUUUGUCAAGUCGAUAAAUUUAUUGUGAGGAGAAAAAGCUCCACCAAAUUUUAUAAAUUUUCAUUUAAAUUUGCUGAUUUUAACACAUACAAAAUUGUGUGCACGAAAUUCUUUAUCCCGUACAAAUAAACGCCAUCUGAAAACGCUGGACGAACGCUUUUAACAAGUACAAAUCAUGGUGAUUGUGUGAUCGAGAUGAGUUCUAAACCACAAAUAUACCAUGAGAAGCAAGUAAAGGAGUUGUGCGCACUGCAUGCGCUUAACAAUUUAUUCCAGACCCGUAACACAUUCUCAAAAUCAGAAUUAGACACAAUAUGCAGCCGUCUGUCUCCAAAUGUCUGGAUCAACCCCCACCGCUCCAUGUUGGGCCUCGGCAACUAUGACAUCAAUGUGAUUAUGGCAGCGUUGCAAAAGAAAGGUUGUGAAGCUAUCUGGUUUGAUAAGAGGAAAGAUCCUGGAUGCUUAGAUCUGUCGAACAUCUGUGGGUUCAUUCUGAAUGUCCCAUCAGACUACAAGCUGGGCUUUGUCAUGCUGCCGCUGCGCAGGAGGCACUGGAUCACCAUCCGACAGAUACAGGGGAACUUCUACAAUCUGGACUCCAAAUUAGAUACACCACAGUUAAUAGGAAGGAGUAGUGAUUUAAUAGCAUACUUAAAAGAGCAGCUGGAGUGCAAAGAGAAGGAACUGUUUGUGGUUGUGAGCCAAGAGGUGGAGGAGAAACAGUUGUGGAUAAACCAGUUCAUCCUGCAGGACAACGGAGGCCACAACGUCUCCAUCCACAAGGAAACCCCCCUCGAGACCCCGGACUCCAGUCCUACUUGUGACUACAAUACUCGCGACGCGGAGUGCUUGAGGUUGAACGAAGUGAACUGUGUCAAUAGUGAGACCUUUUGAAGUGUAUUUUUUUUUUCAAUUCACUAAGCUCUAUAAUAUAGACAAUUAUAAUACACAUGGCACAGACAAAAAAAAACAGUACAUUUACCACAAAAUAAUUUGAACAUAUUUAAUUAUUUAUUUAUUUAUUUAUUAUACAUUAUUGCACAAAAAAGAAAUAUAACAAAAGAACACAAUAAUUUUACAGGCAAAAAUAAAGGUGACCUUAUCAGUAAUAGUGAUCUCUUCCAGACAACUUAAACGUAUAUUAUCUAAAUAUUAUCCUGUGAAGCGAAAAACUGCAAUACAAUAAAUAAUUACUAUACUCCAUAAAUAAUAAUAACAAUAAUAAUCGUUUAUUUAUCACACAAGGUGUACAAUUUUUCAUGAGUUCAAGAACUGGCUAUCCUAGCUAGAUUUUACGGAUCUGUGUUAAGGAUAAUCAGCCCUCUCAGCCCAGUACAAUCUGACAGUGAUUAAAACCUAUGGAAAGAUGUUUCCAUUUUUCCAACUUUUGGAAGUACGCUUAACUUAACCAGGAAUAAAAAGAGAUUGUGGAUUGCCUAGAUUUUACAAGUUUUUGCGUUCACACAUAAGGGGGUCUGUAUAAUUGUUACAGCCUCUGCUGUCAUAUUUGGUCAUAUUGACUACAAUCUACAGAGCAUUAUCAACAUCAGGGGAUUUGGAUGGACUCGAUGAACCCACUAUUUCAUUCCAAAGUGGGUUUGCGAGCUACAUGUAUCUGUUGUUUUCUGACGUGUUUGUUCCCGCCACUAGAACUAUUUUUGUGGAUUGUCAAUAUAAAUAUUUGUCAGUGAAAUUGAACUAUGUUUAAAGAUGAAGUGAUAAGUUUAAGGUGGUGAUUAUUUGUUUAGUUUAUACAUUUAUUUCGUAUUUACAAUGUUACUAUAAUAUCUCAAUGAGCUUGAAAAUAUUUUGGGGAAGGAUUUGAGAUAUAAAGAGAAGAUUGCAUUAUUUGGUAAAAAGUUAUGUUAUAGAUGGCAUAAUACAUCUAUAUCUUUAAAAAAAAUAACAAGAUAUUGUUUUUAAUAUUUUUAUUUUACAAAAAUUUUAAAUAUUUCAUCCUCAAAUGACCUGCGCAAAGGGGGUACCUACGGUAAUACCUAUCAGACUACGAAAUUAGGCCUCUUUACUGUGGUACCAGUACAGCUCGUGCAGAUUAACUUGACACCUGGCCCAAAUGAUGUUUGUGCUGUGUUUGAUAGCUAUACUACAACCUUUCAUAAUACUGUUUACCAACAAAGGAAUGAAGGUCAAUGCAUGUCAUUUCAUAACUUAUUUAUUUUAAUUAAGUAUGGUUUGUUUAUAAAAUGUAUUAAACAUAUCUAAUUGUUCAAAGCUUAUUAAUCAAAUUUAUUUUAAUUAAUUUAAGAACAAGUUUAUUAUAAUUAUUAUUUGGUUAUGAAAUGACUAGUGAUUUAUACCCUCAUUUUUAAUUUGUUUUUUUUGGUAAAUAGUACUCGUCAAGAAAGGCUUUAGUAUAGGUGACAAGUUAAUGCGCACGGAUUAUACGACUUAUGUAUGCACCAAUGGUGUAAGAUUAUUAUGAGAUUUUAUAGUGACAAUUGUCAAUAUGGGUGUGCAUGUGUUCAGUUGUGUAUAACUAAUGUGUUUGUGUGUGUACGUGUGUGACUGAGCGAUACAAUAAUUAAUUAUUAUAAUUAUUAUUAAUAUAAAUUGUCAUAGUGUAAGCUAAGUACAUGUAGGAUUUGGACUGUCGGGUUUUCUUAUAAUGAAAUUCAAUUAUCUUCACCAAUAAAUAAUAAUUAGCAUUACAUAUACCAUAAUAGACGUUAGUAAAUCAAAAUACAAAAGGUUUUCAUUACUUAUUUGCACCAUUUCACAUAUUUAUUGGAACAACACUAUAAAAAAAUAUAUACUGACUUAAUAAUAACACACAGUUAUCAUGGCACCAUAGUAUUGAAGAAUUUAUGGUGAACUUAUACAUACAGUCGAAUAUAAAAUUCCUUUUCUGAAAUCAACAAGUUAAAAACAACAGUGUUAAGUGCGUCCUGUAACACAUAACGCAAGCCAUUUCUAAGGACAAAGUUACAUGAGGUGUUUCAAGGGCAAUGCCUCAUUAGUGCGUUGCGUCGUCGCAGUGGAUCAACGCAUUGUAUGCCACACGUGCGUUGCAAUGACAAGAGGUCUCAGCGCAAAAGGACGACGCACGCACCCAGUCAGUCGCAACCACAGAACAGACAGCACUGAAAGCUAACGCUUUAGCAAUAGAAGUAGCAAAGGGGCGUGGCCCGCUUACACCCGGGUGUGCGGAACUUCGCAAGCGUUUCCGCGCAUGUACUAGCAGUCUUGUUUUGCUCUGUGAAAAAAGGAAUAAAUAAUAUUCAACUGGUAAAGAAUUGGCACUUUAUAAAUCUAGUUACCUCUUAUAUCUGUGGUCACAACAAUGCAUGCAAAACAAAUGAGCACUGUCCGCUGUCCGUUGAAACGUCGCCUGCGACGACCCAACAAUUUAAUGUGGUUGCCAUUUAAAAUAUAUGGAAAACAACGCAACGUACUAAUGGGCCACUGCUCUUAUUCGGAUUAAUUGCAUUAUACCAUUAUGCAUUUGAUAAAAGAUAAAAAUAUAUUUUAAUAAAAAGUGGUCACACUUAUAUCGCGAUUAUUACGGUUUCAUGUCAAUGUGUAAUUUGGGGACUUUUUUUUAGAUUGUUUUGUGUACUUACUUGCGUCUAUCAUUAAGUUUUCGUUCAUUGUUAAUUUAUUUAUUGUUUACAUGUAUAUUUUGUUGUUGUUUAUUUGUUACUAUUUACUAAUUAAGUAGGUACCUAGAUUAUCUCGUUGAUAUUUCGCUGUGCUUUGUCUCUUGUCUAUUUAUAUUAUUUCUGUCUGUCAUCAAACGCCAUGCUAGUGUGAAAAUCAGGUGCCACGGAUUACCUAUUUUGUAGGUAUACCGUGUCAGUUGCAAAUUUGAAAAAAAAUCACAGUUUUUUAUUGAAUUUGUAAAUUUUGAUUUUUAAAUAGAUUGUCUAUGUUGUAAUUUUGUUAUUUCACGCGAAUGCGCCUAAUUUUCAGUUAAUUUUGUACAUAUCAAGCUUUUUAUGUAGCAUACAAAGUGGUGCCAGGAAUACGACCUUAAAUUAAUACACAAUCGCUAACAGUCAAUCAAAAUACGAUUAGGUGAUUAAAUUAAUUAUUGUAUAAUAAAUAAAAAAACUAAAUUUUCAAACAAAAUAAAUUCGGAAAUAAUCUAAAAAAUUCACAACAUCCUUUAUAAUAAUAUAAAACUAACCUCAAGUGACCUAUAGGUAAAAGCGGCAACAUCGCGUCUCCUAGUUUUUGGUUAUUAGGCGGUCCGUUUGUAGUGCGUAAAGUUCUUUCAUGCACUUGUAGGUACUUAUCUACAUAAGAAUAAUCACGCCGCGGCGGGCGGGAGCGCCAAAAUUUAAUUAAUUUGUAUUUUGUACGCCGCACGAGACGAGUAGAUAUUGUUGUUAAAUGUUACUCAUCAAAACUCACACAUUUUAAACAUGAUAGGUAUAGGUAGGUACUCGUACGUAUUUACAGUACUUAGCUUGAAUUUUUAAAUGCUGGAAAUGUCCACCAUUGAUUAAAAUACACAUGUUACAACGUCGCGAGAUAUCGGUAUACUCAGUAGCAGUAUCACCGAAACGUGGCAUUAUGUUUCAAUACCAAAACACACUUCACAAUAAAAAAAACUACACAAAUCACAAGAAAUGUUUGAUUUGUAUAAAACAAUGCGCAAGGGUAGCAACUGGCUAUCACUCACUGAGUCACUAUUCAAAAGACGCCGCCCGCGCCGGGAACCAAAUCUAGCAAAAACACUAAAUGUAUUUCUAUCCUAUUCCCACUUAGUAAAUCUUCCAAACACCUACAGUUAGCUAAAAACAUAUGAUAUUGAAUGAAAGCCCUUAUAGGCCAGGAUCCGGUGAAUAUUUUAACAGUUGAUGACUGUCAAGUUAAUUUUCCGUGAGUAGCUUCGUCUUGAUGAGGCGCCCAACUUGUAAAUUUUCGAAAAUUAUUUAUUUUGGUAGCUAACAGAGUUACUAGAUAACAAAAAUGUCUGAGCAUAGGAACGAAAUAACUGACCACGCUAUUUGUAAGACAAUAUGGGUGAUAAGUUGUAUAACUAUUAAUUUAUACAACUUUUCAGCCAUAUUGUCCUACAAAUUCAAUGUUAUUUAUGCCUCAUCAAGACAAAGCUACUCACAUAAAAUUAACUUGGUAGUGAUCAACUGUAAAAAUGUUCCCCGGAUCCUGGACUAUUAGUGCCCAAUUGACAACGUCGCAAUUUUCGUUUGUUUACAUUAAAAAUAGGUACAAAAUUUGUGGUGCCGAAUAAUUAUUGUAGGUAAGUAUGGUAAAGAUAAUAAGAAUUUUUAUUCUUAUGUGCAUUAGGUCUAAAUUUCAAUAGGAUUUUUGUUUUUUGUAAGUUACCAAUAUUUUUUAAAACGCACAUUUUAAAUUGUUAUUUUGGUUUAUCAAGGUGAAUGACCUAGUGAAUUUUCGUGAGGUAUUUGUAAUACAUUUACAGCGUGUUCAGAAAUUGUUUAAGUGAAAAAAUUAUCCUGUGGCUAAACCACUGCAUAGAAAUUAAUAAAAAUUGGCGUGCAGACUACUUACACGAUACCCCAUAUGUGGUUGAAAUUAAGGUCGUAAUCGUUUCACCACUUUGUAUAAAGCGGGUUUUAUGAUUAUUUUUCACUGGCAGCCUGUAAGGACGGUUUACCAAAUUUAAACCCAACUGUAAACGCAUCGCUUCUUAAGCGGUUUUUAUCACAUAUGGAUAUUGACUUUAUAUUUCGUUAUUGUUUAUGUUCGUACUCGACUAAAAUACUAAAGUAGUCCGAACUACAUAGGCAUAAGGGUCGUUGCAUAUCUGGCGAGUUUAUUACUAACGCUGACAAUUUAUUGGUUUGUUCUCUCAUUGAUGAUCACGGCUUAUCGAAUUGAAUCUAACAUAUCAUAUUGGAUUAAAAUAUUUAAUUUAUUAAAUAAAUCGUACAUUUUCACAAACGGGUUCGGCCUUCUGAACAGUAUCGGUUGUGGUAGAACUCUAGAGUCGGACUGGUGGUUUUGCUGCGUUUGCUGUGAAUAGGUUUUGUUAUAAUUCUUUUUUUGUGAUGUUACAGUUGUUUUUUGGGAGGUGUUAUAUGUAUCACGGGCACGUUGAGUCUUCUUUAAAUUUUCAUUAUCGUCGUCUUCAUAAUUAUUAAUAGAGAGGCGACUAUGUGCCUGAGUGUUAUAUAUUUUUGACUAUUUAUCAACGUCACAGAGAAAUUCUCAACGCCCGAUAUGCAACGACCUUAAGGAUUUGUGUAAUAUCGAGUUUAGCAGCCCCUGCGUCGGCCUAACGAUAAAUUUAGAUAUGUAAGCGACUGGUUUUUGUAUUUCUAAUUAAUAUAGAAUUUUACUGAGAAAAUAUAUGGAUACCAAUAUUUGUAGUUAUAAAAUUAAUAUCUAUAUAUUUGUGUAUGCAGUUAUAUACGGGUGUUUUAUCAAAUCCAAAUUCGUUUAUCAAGUGAGUAUUCAUAUAUUCGCGUUUCAAUAAUAAUAGUAAUACUCAUAAUAACAAUUAAUUCUUUAUUUUUUAAAUUUUAAUUUCUUUCAUUUUAUCAUUCUGUGAUAUUAAUUUGUUUGCAUAUAAUAUAUUAUACUAUUGACAAAACACCUGUAUGUAUGUAUGUAAGUUAGGAACAAAUAAAUGAAACAAAACGUAUAACGCCAAAUACCUACUCACCAAAAUGUAUACUAUAGAAUGAAUUAAACUCCAUAAAUUAAUUACUUACCAACAGUUUUCAUCUUGUGAAGCUUAAGCAUUAAAGAUCUGUAAUUAUGUUUAAUUUUUAAAUUCGAUUUCUGUGUUAUGUAAUUAUUUUGUAUUCUCUGAGCAGUUAACAGUUUUUAACUGUCACACGAUGGCGCUCUGCUCAACGUUUUCAUUUCAGAUUUCAGGUAAAAUCUAACGUAGAAAGAGAAGUAAAUAGACAUACACCACACCAUAUAUUCACUAAUAUAUUUUAUUUAUAACUUGCAACAAGUCGAAACUGUAAUGUCGUACUCGCAAUAAUUAUAUAUAUUUUUUAAUAAUUAAAACAUAAUACACAGACAACAUAUUUGUCAAACUUUUUUGGACGAUCGUUGUGCUUUAAAUUAAGAAAUUUCCACGUGCUAUGACGUGUACCGCAUUAUCGAAUCGCUGUUUCGUUCCUUUACGUGAUGGAUGCUUUCUGUCUAUUUAAUUCUGUCUACGUAAUCAUAAUUAUUUUUAACUGGCUUCAUAACUUUGCUUGUGUAUAUAAAUACCGUCUAUGAUGUAUAGUUAGUGAAUGAACUCAAGAUGUCAUUUUCAGUGCGAAGUUAUGUCUUCUUUAGGUAUAUAGACACUACACAAGAGCAGUGCGAAUGUGUUAGUAAUAACCAGGAAUAAAAUAACCAACAUAUAUUAAAAUUUACUUACAAUCAUCAUCACUUCUACACAAAAAUUCGAGCAUGUGGCAUAAAUAUUUUGAAUAACCAAUUAACAUUGUUAUACCUAAUUCCAUUUACUAAGAAGAUAAAGGUAAUAAAAAGUUAGUUGUGAAUUUUAAACGAAAUCUAAUAAAAAUUGUGCCUGUAUUGUUUAAGGCAGUUGUAUGUCGUCGGUGUAGUGCUCGGAGGAUUUAGACUUGUUGGCUCCUCAGAUGGUAUGAGUCAAUGAUUUUAUACUAUUAGAUAUGUCGAAACCAAGGCGAAGAAAUGUGGCUAAUUGUUUUAAUUUAAUUUAGUCGCAUAGCAAGGACAACGAAAGUUUUUUUAAUCAAAUAUUACCUAAACAUUGUCUACAAUGUCGAGUUGUGUGUUCAGAAAGCGUAAAAACUAUACAUACAUGAAUAUAUAAUGUAAGUAAACACAAAAUUGUGCAUGUGUGCUCAGUGGAGUACUAAAUUCGGAUUACUUUUUGUAGUCUUACAAAAUCUUGUAGGCACGUAACAUAUCUAGUACUAUAAAAUCGUUGGUAUGACUACGUCAAUUUUAUUCGCGAUACGCACAUUUUGGACAGAAUCUGCGAUAGCCAGACCACAUUUUAUGAAGACUAAUAUUUUCCUCAUCAUAAAGAAAUGAUGUCCGCAGUCGCCCCAGUGAAAUUCAUAGACAAUGCGGGGGCGCCCCCAGGGGACCGUUCAUCCGCUGAGUUUCGAAUUUAAACUCUGCGUUUGAGAAUUCGACACUAAACGGUCUCCUAGGGGCGCCCCUAAGGCGAAUUCCACUGUUAGAUUCGCGACAACCCUUCUAAAAACACCGUUAAAGAUUUUUUUCAAGACACGGAGCCAAGGUUCUAGCGACUGGAUAUGCGAGUAUGAUUAAUCAUAAUAUCCUAUAAUAUAAAUAAAUAUAAAAAAAAAUUACGUUUUAUACUUGGACCGACCUUCAAACUUUUCAAAGCCACCACAAUCCAAAUUCCAUAAUAGGGUAGUUGACUCAUCUUUAAUAUAAACAAUAUUAAUUUCGUGUAUUAUUUCCAUAUUUAAUAAAAAAUAGUAAAAUAAUUAUAGGAUGUCCGAUUUUUUGCUUAAAAACGAUUUAAAUGCUUUAACUCACAAUUUUCCUAAAAACUCGUUAAACACAGAGAUGAUAAUUAACUACUAUACUCUCGAUAUAAACAUUAAUCAUGGUUUUAAUAAAAAAAAAACAGGAAAGGGCGAAAACUAAACAAAACUUGCUUGACCUAAUGUCACAUACUUGAAGACCAUCAUGGUGGAUAGCGUUUCAGACGUUUAAUCAAAAGUUUUAUUUGAAAUUUGAGAGUAGGUAACUAAGUCUCAAAAAUAAAUAUACGACAAACAACAACAACACGAUAACAUAACGAAACAACGAUAAUGAAUAAUUAAAGACCGUUUAAAAAAAAAGUGUCAACUAGCUUAUUUGCUUACCAUAUUUUCAUUUGGUAGGAGCGUGAACUGACUUACAGCUUUCAUAAAAUGCGAUGUAUCUGGCUGUCGCAGGCUCUCAUUUUAUUUAUUUUUAUUGUAUUUAUUAAGUAUAAAAUAUAUUUUUUUAUUUUUAAUUUUAACACCACGUGUUCAAUUCAAUAUUAUUUAUACACUUGUACUUCAGUCGCGUAUCACGUAGAAAGUUGACGCGUUUAAAUUAUAUCUUGUGACUUGUAAGGACUAAUUUCGAAUCUUAUAUCUUUUACUCUACUUACAUUGUUGUAAAUAAAUGAUAUUUUUCCAAAAAUAGAUAACGUGAUAAUU
Bicyclus anynana (squinting bush brown) is the source of this 9130-nucleotide messenger RNA. It is a transcript of the gene Josd, whose product is annotated as josephin-1. Lineage: Eukaryota; Metazoa; Arthropoda; Insecta; Lepidoptera; Nymphalidae. The record is from RefSeq and is a predicted model, not a curated record. Gene Ontology annotation, biological process: protein deubiquitination. Bases 213 to 911 code for a protein of 232 amino acids. The transcript is spliced from 4 exons. Gene Ontology annotation, molecular function: cysteine-type deubiquitinase activity.